Mirounga angustirostris (Northern elephant seal) is the source of this 4847-nucleotide messenger RNA. RefSeq names its product SET and MYND domain containing 4 (gene SMYD4). Bases 357 to 2786 code for a protein of 809 amino acids. Gene Ontology annotation, biological process: heart development. The record is from RefSeq and is a predicted model, not a curated record. Gene Ontology annotation, cellular component: nucleus; cytoplasm. Gene Ontology annotation, molecular function: histone deacetylase binding. Lineage: Eukaryota; Metazoa; Chordata; Mammalia; Carnivora; Phocidae. The transcript has 11 exons.
GGGGCGGGGCCCCGAGCCGUGGGGCGCGCCGAGGAUGACGCGGGUUCUUUCUCUGGGCGCGAGGUCCUGUACCGGAAGCUUUCCGAGACGGUCCUCGGGGGAAAAAACCUGGCUCGGCCUUUGACGGGCAGACCGACUGUGAGCCCAGAAGAGAGUUAGAGUUGUUCCCUGAUAGCUCUGCUGCUAACCGUAGGCAAAGCAGUAACGAUUCGUUCAGCAACCCGAGUGCCGAGCUCCCGCCAUUGCUAGACCCUGAGCUUGGCACAGUGGGGAAUUUCCGAAGGUAAAUAGGAUCCGGUCCCUGCCCUCAGAGGAGAGCAUAGUCUGUCGAGGGAGUUACCGCAACCUAAAGUAGAAUGGAUCUGCCUGUGGAUGAGUGGAAAUCAUACAUAUUUCAGAAGUGGUCUUUGCUCCCAAAGUCCAUUCAGGACACAAUUUCUACGGCAGACACUUUAAGGGAUAUCUUUCUUCACUCCUCUUCGCUGCUUCAACCAGAGGAUGAGAUGUUUUUAAAAAGUCUCUCUAGAGGUUACCUGGUGGGAAAGGAGCCCAACGCUCCCCCUUUCUACAGAGAAGAAGGAAACAAAAAAUUUCAGAAGAAGGAUUAUAUGGGAGCCACAGUGCUAUACUCUAAGGGAAUAUCGCAUGCAAGGCCUCACAGUGCAGACAUUUCACUGUGUUAUGCCAAUCGCUCUGCGGCCCUCUUCUACCUGGAUGAGUAUGAAAUGUGUCUUAAAGACAUCACGAGAGCACAGAUGCAUGGGUAUCCGGAAAGUUUGCAACCCAAGGUGACGUUGCGUAAGGUCGAAUGUCUGGUGACCCUAGGGAGACUACAGGAGGCAGGCCAGACCAUCAGGGAUCUUGAAAGUAACUUUGCUGCCAAACCAAGCCUAGCAGCUGCCCAGUUUCAAAUUCUGCAAAGAAACCUCUGUCGUCUGAAAAUGAAGGUACAAGAAAGGGAGAAUCUCACAGCAUCCUUCCCAGCAACUCUAACGAAAGCCUUUGAGGAUAUGGACCUAAGGGAAGAGAAUGAACAGAUUCCCGGUGCAUCAUCAUCUGUCAGCCUAUGCAUGGACCCUUUAAAAGGCCGCUGUCUGAUUGCCACAAAAGAUAUUCUCCCGGGAGAGCUCUUGGUGAAGGAGGAUGCUUUUGUGAGUGUCCUUAACCCGGGAGAAAGGCCACCACUACAUCAUGGCUUAGAGGGCAAGUGGGAUACCAGAGUUACUAAUGGGGACCUCUACUGUCACCGAUGUUUGAGGCACACUUUGGCCACUGUUCCCUGUGAUGGAUGCAGCUACGCCAAGUACUGCAGCCAUGAGUGUAUGCAGCAGGCCUGGGAUCUCUACCAUAAUAGAGAGUGUCCUCUAGGAGGCCUGCUGCUCACCCUGGGUAUCUUUUGCCACAUCGCCCUGAGGUCGACUCUUCUAGCUAGAUUUGAGGAUGCCAGCGAAGUCAUAAGAAAGCUCUGUGUUGAGAUGAGUAACAAGGACAUGUGUUCACCUGAAAGUGAGAAUCUGGUACAAACACCCAGUUCUGACCCGGGAGGGGAGAGUGAGGAAAAUGGCAAAACAGUUAAGACCCCGGUUCCAGGGUGUGAUCUUAAUGGCAAAUACGAAAAUAACUAUAAUGCUGUCUUCCACCUCAUGCCCCAUACUGAAAACCAUAGCCCAGAGUACAAAUUCCUCUGUGCGGUCAGCGUGUCUGCGCUCUGCAGGCAGCUCGAGGCCGCCGAGUCCUCGAAGCCGGCCACAGCGCCUCCUGCUCGGCGUUUGGAGUUGCGUGCCUGGGGAGUGGCCAUGUUGAAGCACAUGCUCCAGCUGCAGUGCAACGCUCAGGCGCUGACGAGCAUUCAGCGACCAGCACUUUCAGGAUCUAAAGAGAACAGUGUUACCAACAGCAGACAGGUCCGCCUUGCCACAGGCAUCUUCCCUGUUGUCAGCCUCCUGAACCAUUCCUGUAGCCCCAACACCAGCGUGUCCUUCAUUAGCACCGUCGCCACCAUCCGGGCAUCAGAGAAGAUUGGAAAAGGGCAAGAGAUCCUCCACUGCUAUGGGCCUCACCGCAGCAGGAUGGCUGUUGCCGAGAGGCGGCAGAAGCUGAGGUCCCAGUACUUCUUUGACUGCGGCUGCCCGGCUUGUCAGAAGGAGAAGCACCGGGCUGCCGUCGGGCCCCGGUGGGAGGCAUUCUGUUGUGACCGGUGCAGAGCACCCCUGCAGGUGAAGCUCUCUUCUCCCUUCUCUUCUCCACGUGUGCUGGAGGGAGGUGACGUUCUGAGCUGUGGCAGCACGUCCUGUACGGAAUCAGUCAGCAGGGAUCACCUCAUCUCCCGGUUACAGGACCUUCAGCAGCAGGUUGGGCAGGCCCGGAAGCUUCUCACAAGUGGUCAACUAGAGCGAGCCAUUCAGCUGUUGUUGGGGUGCCGGCACGACGCUGAGAGCUUCCUGUCAGCAGAACACAGCAUGGUAGGAGAGAUGGAGGAUGCCCUGGCCCAGGCCUACGCUGCCUUAGGGGACUGGCAAAAGUCAGCUACCCAUCUCCAGAAGAGUCUCCGAGUGGUUGAGGUUCAGCAUGGGCCAUCCAGUGUUGAAAUGGGCCAUGAGCUCUUCAAACUGGCCCAACUCUUUUUCAAUGGGUUUGCAAUCCCAGAAGCACUGAACACAAUACAGAGGGCAGAAAAGGUUCUGAUGGUGCACUAUGGCCCUUGCAAUGACGAGAUCCAGGAGCUACAGAAGAUGAAAUCUUGUUUAUUGGACUCGCCACCCAUCUCAUUGGGGCCUUCAGUGUAGGAACCCAAGGUUUUCGUCAGAUAGUUAACUACCCUCCCAUAAAAACUCCCAGUUCCCAGAAAAGACUUGAAACUAGUGUCUGGAGAGCCUAAGCCCUUUAAAAGGAUUUUAGCUGAUCUGCAGGCAUCUGGAUGUUAGCCUGGGGUUUUGGCUAGACUCCAUCUCACUAAAUGAUGAUAGUCUAUUUCCCUGGAACAUUCCUAUGGCUUCUAGUAGUAAUGACAUGUUAUGUACCACUCCAAUGGGAACUUAUGCUCUUAGUAGUUGUGUUGUAAUUGAAAAAUAAUUAUAAAGCAAGAAAUCACCGAGGCUCCUUACCUCUAGAGACAUCAUUUCAUGUUAUCGUAUCUAGCUUUCUCGAAUCCUUUGUUAAAACUGGUACAGUGUAAAUUGUGAAUAGAGAAAUAAGUAUGGGGCCACUUUAUUGUUGGGCAGUCUCUUCCUGGGAUGGCAACUCUAAAUUUGUCUCCUACCAGUUUUCCAGUCCUUAUUAUUGGCCUCUCCUUCUGUACUCUUGGCAGACCCGCUGACCAAACACUAAUAGAAUCAUUGCUGCUUGUGGUUUCAGACUCGAGCGACAGAAGGGAGGGGUGAUAGCUCUUUUCUGCCUGGAUGUGUAGAACAAUAGUCUAGAUUUCCAUCCUGGCCAGAAGGCUGGGAGACUCUCUGUUCUGAAUCCUGGUUGCCAUAUCACCGUCUGUGACCGAGUGGUUCCAGUGAGUUAGUGGAAAGGAACGUCAGGUCCAUGCUGCUUUGAGAGCUUGCCCUCCCUGGCCUGCCCAGGAAGUCCCCACUGUUAGCCUCAGCAUUCUCAUCAGGAAAUGAAUAGCCUGGAGAUGUCUGGCAGUACCUUUUCAGGAAACUUAGUGUUUAGAACACAGUUUACGUUCAAACGUGUGAGUGAAGGUCAGGCAGGAUCUCAUUUAUUCUUCUUUCUACUAAUUCACUGUGGCAAGACAGUGGCCAGUGAGAUUUUUUUUUUUCAUGGAGAUAAAUUUUUAUUCUUGAAAAUUUAGUCCUGAGGACAGCUCUGUAUUCUGUUCCAAACACUUGUCAUGUUUCAUGUUCCUAAAAAAAGGUCCUCUUAUACUCUGUAAAAUAGGCAUGCUUCCUUAAAAAGAAUGUGUUUAGAAUUUUCACAUAUCAGGUUCCCAUUUUAGGUGUACUUGGGAGCUUUCCUUAAAUGCUUUAUGAAACAUUUCCUUAAGUUACAAAUCACCUCUCUUAUCUGUCCGUGUGUUAUCCUGUGUUGUCAGGUGACAUUAGCUUGACUGGGGGAUGUCUGUGCUUGCAUGAAAAGCUGAAGUUUUGGGGCGCCUGGGUGGCUCAGCCGGUUGGGCAUCUGCCUUCGGCUCAGGUCAUGAUCCCAGGGUCCUGGGAUCGAGCCCUGCGUCGGGCUCCCUGCUUGACGGGGAGCCUGCUUCUCCCUCUCCCUCUGCCUGCCACUCCCUCUGCUUGUGCUCUGGCAAAUGAAUAAGUGAAAUCUUUAUAUAAAUAAAUAAAUAAAUAAAUACAUAAAUACAUACAUACAUACAUACAUAAAUAAAUAAAUAAAUUAUAUAUAUAUAUAUAUAUGCGCAAGCAAGCAAGCAAAAGUUUUUGGGGGCACCUGGGUGGUGCAGCCAAUUCUUGGUUUCGGCUCAGGACGUGGUCUCAGGGUCAUGAGAUCAGGCCCUGCGUCAGGCUCCGCACUCAGCACGAAGUCUGCAUGAGAUUCUCUCUCCCUCUCCCUCUGCCCCUCCUGCUCGUGUGUGCGCUCUCUCUCUCUACAAUAAAAUAAAUAAAUCUAAGAAAAAGAAAAGCCCUAAGGUUUGAUUUAUUUAAGAGCAUACCCCACUGAUUGUGGGGGCAGGAGAUACCCUCUUGCAAGCAUUACUGGCCCUAGUACAUAAACACUCCCAGAGCAGAGAAUCCACCCUGCAUUAUACAAUGAAGAUAACUAAAAGUUCUUAUAAGUGGUGACUUUCUGCAGAGUUUAGAGAGACCAGGCUAUAAGUAUAGGACCAGCAAAUCACGAAAGGGCUAUUUAUCUUCAUAUUAAACUUAACAUAGCUCAGAACA